UUUCUUUUAAAAGGAACACGGUACUUUGAGUAGUAUUUGUAAACCGGUCCAGACUCAGUCUAUGAUGAAGAUAGAAUAAAUUAGGGAUAGACGAGAAUAUUGUCACAUGUAAUUUUUUAGCGCGUUUUGCUCUACUUAAUUUUAUUUUUUCAUUUUGCUUUAUGGAAAUCGCGUCUUACGCUGAAGGACUGAGUCGGAAGUGUUUUUUCUGUCGUUGCUGGUAAUACAAACCUUUUUCCGUGUUGCUGGUACGGUCUGUUAGUUUUCAGCUAAAUGAAAUGAAAUGGCACUAAGUGUGGAUGGAAACAAGCUUCCUCAGCGAAGGAAACGAGAGGACGGAGAGAAUGACGACGAUGGCGACGUGAAGAGGGACAAAAAUGAACCCAGCCGGUUGGAGUCUUGUUUGGAUCAACCCAUGGACUUAAGCAGUAUCUAUGAAGUCAUCAACUAUAUACCCUCACUUCUACCAGCCAAACAUUAUGAUGCUGUCACCACUGAACCAAUCAGCUGUGGUCUUCGGACUUUAGAUGAACUGCUCUCUUGGAAACGAAGUGAGGCAAACCCUUUCAAUGUGGCAGUAGUCCCUCUGGCAGCUCGGGAGCCACCCCUGGCCAGUUGUCCACAUCGGACGUUGGUGUCUCAUGACAUGAUGGGUGGCUACCUAGAUGACAGGUUUGUCCAGGGGACAAGCGCAGAAGCUCCGUAUGCCUUCUACCACUGGCACAACAUUGAUAUUUUCAACUACUUCACACACAACCUGGUUACUAUACCUCCUGCUGUAUGGACAAAUGCUGCACAUAAACAUGGAGUCCUCGUUAUUGGGACUUUCAUCACAGAGUGGAAUGAUGGAGCCACGGCGUGUGAGGCCUUCUUGAAAGAGGAGGAGUCUUAUCGGGCAGUAGCUGAUAAACUAGUCCAGAUCAGCCACUAUUACGGCUUCGACGGCUGGUUAAUUAACAUUGAGAAUACCCUCAGUGAGGUUGCAGUGAAGAACACACCUUUGUUCCUGCGCUAUCUGACAGACCAGAUGCACGAGCGAGUCUCUGGGAGCCUGGUCCUGUGGUACGACAGUGUGAUUGAGAAUGGACAGCUUAAUUGGCAGAAUGCACUUAAUCAGUCCAACAGGAUGUUUUUUGAUGCCUGUGAUGGUUUCUUUACCAACUACAACUGGACAGAGCAGAACCUGGAGUGGAUGAGGGACUACAGUGGGGUCCAAGGCCGCAAGGCUGACAUCUACAUCGGGGUAGACGUGUUCGCCCGAGGCAAGGUGGUAGGAGGAAUGUUUGAAACAAAUAAGGCACUGGAAAUCAUUCGGAAGCACAACUUCUCUGCAGCCAUCUUUGCUCCAGGCUGGGUGUAUGAGGCCCACAAUGAUAAGACCGAAUUCCGCAAGAAUCAGGACAUGUUCUGGGCUCUUCUAUCAGACUACCUGUACAUCCACAGGCCGACCUCGCCUCUUCCCUUCAUCUCCUCCUUCUGCCAGGGCUUUGGGAAGGCUGUCUACUGGAGGGGAAAGCAUGAGACAGAGAGGAGCUGGUUCAACCUGACUGCCCAGGAGAUCCAGCCCAUGUACUACCAUACAGAACUGGAGGGCCAGGGCUGGCUGAGGAGCCGCGGCUGCCCGGAGGAUGCCUGGAAUGGAGGCUGCUCGCUGCUACUCGACGGCCUCAUCCCUGUCUCUCACACUUCUCCAGUUUGUGCCAAGAUCUUCUCCCUCCAUGUACCCCUGGCAUCCAAGACCCUGGUGAGCCUCAUCUAUAAGCCAUCUGCUGGGAUCACAGUCUCCCUGGAGCUGAAGACAACAGAUGCCAGUCUUUGCACACACAUCCAGGAUGUCAAACUUACCGGUGUGUUUCCUGAGGUAUUAGAUGGGGGGGACCAGUUGGUGAGCCAGUUCUCUCAGCUAUGUGGAAACUUGAAUCCAGAUGGUUGGACUGUCAGCUGUUCGCAGUUGGAGCUUCAUGACUGUGCUCUUAGAGAAGUUUGUAUCCUCAUCCAGCGGAGUGGAGAGCCUCAGGACACAGCUUUCAGCUGCAGGGUCGGAGAGAUCAGGCUCCUGGAUGUAGCCAGUCUGCAGGUUCCCCCUGAGCUGGUUCAGGGCUUGUGCAUUUAUGACGUGGUGUGGCUGCGUGGUGCUGGUACAUUUCCAGAGUCCACCUCUCCCUGCCUGUACCUCAGUGCAACUCUGCGUUGGGACUACCCGACCAAACUUGUACGCCACUUCAGGGUAUACUGGCGUCGGCUGAGAGGACCUGAUCCCCGAAUUCUCCCGGGUGAGCUAGUUCUGGUGGGACGGGCGUAUUCUAAUCUGUUUAGGGUAACGGAGCUGGUAGUGCCAGAGCCCCCUGGCUUACUGGAGCUGGUAGUGGAACCAGUGAUCAGGAAGGGCUUCCUGGUCCCAGAGAGUCACUGGGGAAGAAGAAGCCUCAGCUACACAGAGGACAGAGCUACAGAAUGAGUUUGGAUAAAUGUUAGCAGGCUGCUGCCCCCUUACUCUUUAAUAAAUGGUGCCACAAGCAUGACUGUGAUGUAAAACUCAACAUUUCUAAGUUGGAGCACUUCAAUUACUGACAAAUUGUCUUCCUCACCUAUUGGCUUUUGGCUCAAAAAGCCAGGAAGACGGUUUUAGAAGCCUCUGUUAUGGCUGUUGACAAUAUGAGUAUCCCACACUAUCUGGUUGGCUACUUUUAUAUCUGAAAGUCACUAAAUCUUGGAUUUGGUAAAAGAAGGCAAAGUAGUACUAUUGACCAAACAACACGAUGAACGUGAUGCUAAUCUGCUUGAGUUAUUCUGUCUUGCUUUGUUUCACAUACUUUACCCAAUCCAAGGUUUCUUUUAACCAAAAAAAAACAAAAAAACUCAGUGUCCACUUACUUGAUUUUUCACUUGGGCUUUGGUCAAAGUCUUUUUUGCUUAGGAAGGUUCCUAACGAUUGAAGUGACCUGGAAGUAUAUUAGUGACAGCCAUGAUAAGAAUUGGUUAAAGUCUUUAAAUGCUAAUGAAAGGAGCGUCAAUGCUUCCUUUCUUAUCUCCUUUAGUGGCAUAGGAUACACCGGACCAUCCUUUACAAUAGUAAAAGAGAUAAUGCUGUCCCACAAUUCCCUGCAGAAUUUUCUAGUUAACAAUAUCAUCAUUAUAACAAAAUACCGUAUACAUAAAUGUCAUUUCACUACCACCCAAUGUGGAAUGCACUGAAAAAGGAAUUUUCUCUACUUUACAAAUGUAUAAAAAAAGAUACUUACAUUUGAAUAGAAUUUACUCUGGCCCCUUGCUCAAUUCCUUAUUUUUAUUUGAUUAUCAUUUUAAUGGCUCAAAUUCCUCUACUCGUAUAUUCCCUUCCUGUUAUUAUUAUAUUAGAAUUUUUUUUUUUUUUUUUUAGUUUUGUUUUUAUUUUUUACAAUAUCUAUGUUGUUAAUUCCUAUGAGUAGUUGAUGGUUAAAUGUACCAUGUCUAUAAACUGAAAACAUCCUUCCUUAGGUGGUGUGAUUCUGUUUUGGACAGGACACCUUAUUUGAAUUGUAGACUUACAGUACUGCGUUUGUCAUUGUACUUAUCUUCCAUGUGUUGUUAAUAAAACUUGUUUAA
Molecule: messenger RNA, 3585 nt
Organism: Xiphias gladius (swordfish)
Lineage: Eukaryota; Metazoa; Chordata; Actinopteri; Istiophoriformes; Xiphiidae
Gene: engase
Product: endo-beta-N-acetylglucosaminidase
Exons: 14
Coding region: 284-2458 (724 amino acids)
Biological process (GO): protein deglycosylation
Cellular component (GO): cytoplasm
Molecular function (GO): mannosyl-glycoprotein endo-beta-N-acetylglucosaminidase activity
Source: RefSeq, a predicted model, not a curated record